AUGUCAAAGUUGCUGAAAAAACUUGGAAGGAAAACCAUUAUAGUCAAUCUGGAUCCAGCGAAUGAUAAUAUUACUUAUAUUCCUGAUAUAGAUAUUCGUAACUUGAUAAAUCUAGAAAAUGUAAUGGAAAAAUUUGAACUGGGGCCCAAUGGAGCAUUGCUUUACUGUAUGGAAUAUCUGGAAAAAAACAUUGACUGGCUCUUAGAACAGUUAAGGGACGAACAUGGCACAAAUUAUAUUUUCGACUUGCCUGGCCAAGUCGAGCUAUAUAGCCAUCAUGAAUCUUUGGGUGUUAUCUUUGCAAGUUUAAGUAACUUUGCGAACAUACAACUAUGUGUUGUGCACCUUAUAGAUUCCCAUCACUGUUCAGAUGCUGCUAAAUUUAUCUCGGCAUUAAUGCUAUCUUUAAAUGCCAUGUUAAAAAUUGGUCUUCCACACAUUAAUUUGCUUACCAAAGUGGAUUUACUGAAAAAGCAUUCAGAUAAAUUGCAAUUUGGAAUUGACUUCUAUACUGAGGUCUUGGAUUUAAACUACUUAUUAGAAUGCUUGGAUACUGAUAAGUUUGUUAAUAAAUACAAAAAGUUAAAUGCUGCAUUGAUCUCUAUUAUAGAAGAUUACAGUUUGGUAUCAUUUCAACUUGUUAACAUGUAUGACGAGGGUAGUUUAAUGAAUAUCAAGAAUUCAGUUGACAGAGCAAAUGGGUAUGUUUUUAAAGCAGAAGAAGGCCGUCAUAUCAACAGUAUGUUAGCAUGUGCAAUGGGCGUAACUGAUCAAAACAAAGAUGACUUUUGA
Messenger RNA from Leptosia nina, 792 nucleotides. The record is from the annotation of a GenBank genome assembly. NCBI's taxonomy places the organism in Eukaryota, Metazoa, Arthropoda, Insecta, Lepidoptera, Pieridae.